Messenger RNA from Coccomyxa subellipsoidea C-169, 2513 nucleotides. Its product is annotated as component of oligomeric golgi complex 6. The record is from RefSeq and is a predicted model, not a curated record. The transcript is spliced from 12 exons. Gene Ontology annotation, biological process: intra-Golgi vesicle-mediated transport. Bases 1 to 2067 code for a protein of 688 amino acids. NCBI's taxonomy places the organism in Eukaryota, Viridiplantae, Chlorophyta, Trebouxiophyceae, Coccomyxaceae. Gene Ontology annotation, cellular component: COG complex.
AUGGCCCCAGCUCCUACAACUGCUCUGGCCCCAGGCCUUGCAAGGAAAGUCAACAAGAUACUGGCGACGAGAACGGAGUCCCCAGAGAUCCUGGGAGCCUUGAGCACGCUGUCAGGUUUCUAUGAGGAGAACACACCUGUGGCAAGGAGGCGGUUGCGCACCACCAUAGAGCAACACGGCCUGGGGAUCAAUGAGCAGUUCCUUGCAGCUGCUGAGGCCAUCAUCAAGGCGCUGGAUGCAGCUCAGGCUGACCUGGACGCGCUGGCGGGGGGCUGCGCUCGCAUCAACGGCGCGCUGAUGUCGUCGCGCGCAUCAGCGAUGGAGAUGCUGGCUGAGACGGAGCGCGUGGCGCGCGAGCUGGCCGCCAGCGAGACGAGGUCUAAAUUGGUGGACGCGUUCCUUCAGCAGUAUCAGCUGACGCCCGAUGAGGUCACCGCUCUGCAGGGGCAACAGAUAGGGGAGCCGUUCUUUGUGGCGCUGGAGCGGGUGAGGGGGAUCCACGGCAACUGCCGUUCCCUCCUGCGCACCGCGCACCAGAGGGCCGGCCUGGAGCUCAUGGACCUUAUGUCCUCCUACCAGGAGACCGCCUACGAGCACCUCUGCAGGUGGGUGCAGGGUGAGUGCCGGCGGCUGGGCGACGCAGAUGCGCCGGAGGUUGACUCGGUGCUGCAGCGCGCGGCCGCGGCUCUGCGUGAGCGCCCGGUGCUGUUCAAGUACUGCGCCGAGGAAGUCGCGCAGGCGCGCCACAACGCGCUCUUCCAACGGUUCAUCGGGGCGCUGACGCGCGGCGGCCCGGGCGGCAUGCCGCGGCCGAUCGAGAUGCACGCGCACGACCCGCGCCGAUUCGUCUCCGACAUGCUCGCCUGGGCGCUGGCCUCGGAGCGCGAGCUGCUGGUGUCGCUCUUCGGGGCGGAUGAAGGCGUUCCCUCCACAGCUGCUGACCACGCGCCAGAUCAGGCGCGCGGCAGCUCCGGCCGGCUCCUCGACGCCGUUUCUCCGCGCGCGGCAGCGGCCGGCAACGAGCCGCCCAAGACGUCUGCGCUUCUGGACCAGGUCUUUGAGAGCAUCUGCCGCCCGCUCAAGGUGCGUAUCGAGGGGAUGCUGAUGGCAGCGCCGCCGCUGCUACUGUGCUUCCAGAUAAGCCAGCUGCUGGCCUUCUACGCGCGCACGGUGGCCGGCCUCAUCGGCGCGCACAGCCGCCUGGCCGACGCGCUGACCGCCUGCUGCAAGCUUGCGCGCCGCGUCUUCGCCGAGCAGCUCAAGGCCCGGGGGGACCGCAUGCUCCGCUACCCGCCCGCGCCCCCCGCCGACCUGUCCCCCCCGCCGCAGGUGGCGGAGAGCCUGGGGCAGCUGAUGGAGAUAGUGGCGGCCUUCGAGGAGUCCUACGAGGCGGACGGCGGCGCCGGCGGAGCGGCCAGCAGCGAGGCCGAGUUUGCGCCGGUGCUGGCCGCUGCGAUCGACCCACUUGUGGAAAUGUGCGAGCGAUCCGCCGAGGCGCUAACACCUGACGCGCCCACCAGGGUGGACGAGCGGAGCACGCUGUCCCCGAGCGCGAAGCAGGUCUACCUGACCAACUGCCUGUCGGCCAUGGCGGCUGCGCUCGGCCGCCGCGCAUGCUGCGCCGGCCGCGCGGCGGCUCUGGCACGCGCUGCGGAGGGCCACAUGGCGCGCUUAGUCGGCGGCGAGGCCGGCGCCCUGCUGGCGCGCUGCGGCCUGGCCGAGAUCGCCGACCGCGUCCGGCUGUACACGGCGGGCGAGAAGCUGGCGGAGGGUGCCGUAAUGGCGGCCGAUCCGUCGCUGCCGCUGGCGCGCAUCUCGGGGGCGCUCCACGCGCUGUUCGCCAUGCUCUCAAACCCCGACACCCUCCCAGAGUUCCGCACGCUGCAGUCGCCCCGGCUGCGCGCUGACGCGACGGCGCGCGUUGCGGCGGCGGUGGCGGCUGCGUACGAGGCGGUGCAUUCGGCGGUGGCCGACACCGGCAGCGGCUAUGCCGGGCAGCCGGGCUUCGAUGCCGCUCUGGAGCACAGCCCCGAGCACGUGCGCACCAUUCUGGGCGUGCUCGGCUGAGGAUUUUUUGAUAUGAAAACCCCUGAGGGGUCAUGAACAUGAAAUGCUACGGGUCGGAGGUUGCAAGACCUUGCACAGCAUCCUGGGCUUGCUGGGCAGAGGGGUGAAACCUGGAGUAAGCCGGAGGGGUGAGGAAGUCUGAUGCAUGUAUGCACCAUUCUGGCCGUCUCAGUGGGCUGAGAGCAGGGCGGAAGGCGGUGCUGCAUGGGUGACAUGAGGGGGAGGUUGACGUGACUGCUUUGAUGUCUUUUGCUGAUUUCUUCAACAAAGCGAGAAGCUGCUGACUGCCAGUGGAUGUUCUCAACACACGCGAAGAUGCCAUACUUGUGUUUUGGUAGUUUUCGAAGAUCGCGGUGAAUUGUGCGCUCGGCGCUGCGUGCGUGCGCAGCUUGGGGUAAUAGUUGCAGGGCAGCAGUAGCCUCGGCACAUGGUAACAAUUAAUUUCU